CCGGUCAAGCCUGGGGCUGCGCCUUUCGUGCGCCGCUGAGGAACGGCCUUACCACCCUUCCCGCCUUUCCGGGUGGGGAGGCGAUCGCGCAUUCCCUUCGUCCUUUGGGGUGCGGGUGGAGCGGCGUUUCAGGGGAGCCUUAGCCCUUUUUGCGAGGUCGCUGGCCUUCCCACUCUCCAGUGGCGACACCAGAAUCCCCCCACCUCAGGCGGAUCCCAGCCGUGAGCGGCGCCCUCCACCCCUCCAGAGUUUUUAAACAAGAUUUCCACUUCUUGACGUGUCCACGCUAACGCCUUUCGUCGUGUUUUUUGCCCCUCCGUAGUUUCCUGUUUGUUACGAAGGACCCUUUGUCUCCUGGAUUCUUAGCGUUUGGAAACUUAAUCCUCUUGUUCCUAAUGAUUUUUACACCUGGGCCGAGUUGAGCGUGGGUGGGUGUCAAUGGAAAGCACCCAGAAAGGCGCUGUUUCUCGCAGUCAUGGAGAGAUUAGGUGUAAUUUUAACACUCCCUUCUUCAGUGUUCUCUAUGUUCGUCUAUGGACAGAGAAGAAAGUAGUGUUUGUGUAGUAUGUGUUUUUUGCAUGGGGAGUUGAUAAAAACACCGCUUCCCUUAUCUGUAUGGCUUCAGAGCAAUUUUGUGGUACUUUGUAACAGCAGCCCUAAGAAACUGAUCCAGGUGGGAUUACUUUCCCCUGCUCCAGGGAGAAAGAGGACUGUUAAUCACAGAAGAGGAGAUGCUUGCACUGAAUCUGAAGGGAUCAAUACGGCUUCACCUGGCAAGGCAUGGAGCACAGGACACUCAUCCCAUCGUGAAGACCCCAGCCUCAUGACCUCAUCUGAACCUAAUUAUCUCCCAAAGGCCCACCUCCAAAUGGCAUCUCAUGCUCUUGUGGCAUUAUCCUUCAGUGGAGCUAUUGGGCUGACUUUUCUUAUGCUGGGAUGUGCCUUAGAGGAUUAUGGCGUUUACUGGCCCUUAUUCGUCCUGAUUUUCCACGCCAUCUCCCCCAUCCCUCAUUUCAUUGCCAAAAGAGUCACAUAUGACUCUGAUGCAACCAGUAGUGCCUGUCGGGAACUGGCAUAUUUCUUCACUACUGGAAUUGUUGUUUCUGCCUUUGGAUUUCCUGUUAUUCUUGCUCGUGUGGCUGUGAUCAAAUGGGGAGCGUGUGGCCUUGUGUUAGCAGGCAAUGCAGUCAUUUUCCUUACAAUUCAAGGGUUUUUCCUUAUAUUUGGAAGAGGAGAUGAUUUUAGCUGGGAGCAGUGGUAGCAUUUUAUUCUGAUUACAGUGCAUUGAAUUUCUUAGAACUCAUACUAUAUGUAUACAUGUGCACAUGCUGCAUUUUACUAUGAAAUUUAAUAUGCUGGGUUUUUUAAUAUCUUUAUAUCAUGUUCACUUUAAGGAAAGCUUCAUAAGUAAAAGUGGAGUUUUAUUCUCAGCAAAUAGACCUCUCAAAUUUAGAUGAUGUUACUCAAAUAAUAUUACUUGUUUGGCUGUUCAUCUAGUCAUGGUGCUCUCGAAAAUAUAUUAGCAAAACCUUGUAGACAGCUGCUCCCUUAUACAGUGCAUCUAAACCUUUUGCCUGGGGAUGUGCUUGGAGAGGCAGAUAACACUGAAGCAGGUCUCUAUGGCCCAUGAAGGCAGGGGUGGGUCCCUCUUUGUGUUGUAGCCCCAUAUUCUUCAAAGUGUGGCCCACAGACCAAGAGCAUUGACAUAUAAGGACCUAGGACCUUAUUAGAAAUGCAAGAUCUGAAGCCCUACUCGAUCCAAGGCAUUUUGAUGAGAUCCAUAGGCGUUGAUGCACAUUGAAGUUGGAGAAGCAUCAUCAUAGAGAAGUAAACAUCUAACCCAACUUCCUUACCUUCUCAGUGGCUAAACCACUUAACCUCUCUGGGUAUUACCUGCUCAUUUGUAAAAAAAUAAAAAAGUCUCACCUGCCAUCAUGCUGAGGACAAGUUCAAAUGUUCAAGCCUAUAAUAUUUAGGCUGUUCCUCAAAUUUGUGAAGUGUUCUCAGAAUUGGGAGAUAGAGGGUACAGAGCCUUAGGAGGAAUAAGUGUGAUUUUAUUUUUUUUUAAAGAUCAGUUGCAUAGCAUGCUAAAUAUGGGAAUAAUUGAAUGUACAUUUCAAUAUUGCUAAGAGUAAAUUUCUAAUGUUCUCGUUACAAAAAAGUUAAAUAUUUGAGGUCAUGAUACGUUAGUGUAAUCAUUUCAUCUUAUAUUCAAAAAUCACAACACCAUUUUGUACCCUAUAAAUAUAUACAAUAAUUUGUCAAUAUAAAAAUAAGUUAAAAAGCAAAACAUGCCCCCUUGAUCCCAAAAAAGUUCUCAGCAAGGAACAGAUAUAUCUUCUUAUCUGAAAGGCAGUGCUGGGGGAAGAGCUCCACUGGGAUGCAGGCAGGGAGGCUGGGCUGGAGCCAGCCUGUGCAUUAGCAGGAGUGCGAGAAUAGAUAGGUAACUCUUUUACAUUUCCCUUGUGAUCUGGCACUUCUCCUCAGCUCCUUCCCUCUGCCUCCCACCCCUACUCCUCAGCAGUUGUGGUUUGCUGUGACCUACAGCUCUGGCUCCUUCCUGAAUGGAUAUAGGAGCCAUGUAAGCACGCAGUGGGUGGGCUGCUUAAUUUCAUUACAUGUUGAUGUACUCUUUGUCUUACAUCCUGUAGGUCUUUUAUAUAUAACUUUAUGCCACCCUUAAAUGAAUCAUGGGUGUACAUGUCAUGUUGAAUCCUGUAAUCACAGUUUUCUCAGCUUACCCUUUUGUCUAAGAUCUAUUGAGAAAGGGAAAUAUGGGAAAGAGAACCAUCUGAUCAGAAUACCACCAACAGUCUUUAAGCAUUGUUAAAGUGUGAAACUGAAAUACAUUCAAAACACUUAAACCUUGAGGCUUGUGAUCUGAGUAAUUAGCUGGUAUGAUGUUGGGACCACAAGAUAGAAAGUAGUAACUAAAGGGUUAAUCUGCAAUGUUAUUUUUUGGCCUUGUGUAUGAUUUUAUGUUUUGAAUGUGCUGUAUACAUGUAGAAUUGUUAAAGUUGUUAUUUCCAAUAUUUAUAUUAGAAAAAUUACUUAGAUAUUUUAUAAUUUUAACCAGCAUUUUUAAUAAUGGCACUUGCAUUUAUUGUAUUGUAAUAAAUUUCACUUUUAACUUUAAAA
Callithrix jacchus (white-tufted-ear marmoset) is the source of this 3138-nucleotide messenger RNA. RefSeq names its product leptin receptor overlapping transcript (gene LEPROT). The record is from RefSeq and is a predicted model, not a curated record. Gene Ontology annotation, biological process: negative regulation of growth hormone receptor signaling pathway; late endosome to vacuole transport via multivesicular body sorting pathway. Lineage: Eukaryota; Metazoa; Chordata; Mammalia; Primates; Cebidae. Gene Ontology annotation, cellular component: endosome.